Messenger RNA from Pongo pygmaeus (Bornean orangutan), 2522 nucleotides. RefSeq names its product tetratricopeptide repeat domain 19 (gene TTC19). The transcript is spliced from 10 exons. The record is from RefSeq and is a predicted model, not a curated record. Gene Ontology annotation, cellular component: mitochondrial inner membrane. Lineage: Eukaryota; Metazoa; Chordata; Mammalia; Primates; Hominidae. Gene Ontology annotation, biological process: mitochondrial respiratory chain complex III assembly. The coding region runs from base 105 to 1232 and encodes 375 amino acids. Gene Ontology annotation, molecular function: protein binding.
GUCCUGCUCAGUCGUCAGGGCCCGGCCAAUCCGGAGGGCGCUCGGCGCGUUGCGGGGGCCAGGAUCGCGUCUGGCCUGCAGUGCGCAGAGGACGCGGCGGGAGCAUGUACCGGCUCCUGAGCCGGGGCCUCGGCCGAGGCCUCCUGCGGGCCGCGGGGCGGCGGUGCCGGGGCUGCUCCGCGCGCCUGCUCCCGGGGCUGGCAGGAGGUCCGGGCCCCGAGGUGCCGGUGCCGCCAUCCCGAGUCGCGCCGCACGGCCGGGGCCCAGGCCUGCUGCCGCUGCUGGCAGCGCUCGCCUGGUUCUCGAGGCCCGCUGCGGCAGAGGAGGAGGAGCAGCAGGGAGCCGACAGGGCCGCUGCCGAGGACGGGGCGGACGAGGCCGAGGCAGAGAUCAUCCAGCUGCUGAAGCGAGCCAAGUUGAGCAUUAUGAAAGAUGAGCCAGAAGAGGCUGAGUUAAUUUUGCAUGACGCUCUUCGUCUCGCCUAUCAGACUGAUAACAAGAAGGCCAUCACUUACACUUAUGAUUUGAUGGCCAACUUAGCAUUUAUACGGGGUCAGCUUGAAAAUGCUGAACAACUUUUUAAAGCAACAAUGAGUUACCUCCUUGGAGGGGGCAUGAAGCAGGAGGACAAUGCAAUAAUUGAAAUUUCCCUAAAGCUGGCCAGUAUCUAUGCUGCGCAGAACAGACAGGAAUUUGCUGUUGCUGGCUAUGAAUUCUGCAUUUCAACUCUAGAGGAAAAAAUUGAAAGAGAAAAGGAAUUAGCAGAAGACAUUAUGUCAGUGGAAGAGAAAGCCAAUACCCACCUCCUCUUGGGCAUGUGCUUAGACGCCUGUGCUCGCUACCUUCUGUUCUCCAAGCAGCCGUCACAGGCACAAAGGAUGUAUGAAAAAGCUCUGCAGAUUUCUGAAGAAAUACAAGGAGAAAGACACCCACAGACCAUUGUGCUGAUGAGUGACCUGGCUACUACCCUGGAUGCACAGGGCCGCUUUGAUGAGGCCUAUAUUUAUAUGCAAAGGGCAUCAGAUCUGGCAAGACAGAUAAAUCAUCCUGAGCUACACAUGGUACUCAGUAAUCUAGCUGCAGUUUUGAUGCACAGAGAACGAUAUACACAAGCAAAAGAGAUCUACCAGGAAGCACUGAAGCAAGCAAAGCUGAAAAAAGAUGAAAUUUCUGUACAACACAUCAGGGAAGAGUUGGCUGAGCUGUCAAAGAAAAGUAGACCUUUGACUUAAAUUCUGUCAAGCUCUAAAUCCAUUUUUGUGUAGGGAGAAUCAUGUCUAGUAAUGCGGAAGAAUAGCUGUCAUUCCUGUCUCUUUGGCACCCAGAUCAAUGGCUUAAAUCUGUCGUUUUUGAUAUUCAGGUUUCCUCAAUUGAGCCUUAGUGAAGGAGGGGUUGUAUACACUGCCAUUUUUGUAUUUUAAAGGAAAAAUGACUUUCAUUCCCAACUGAUUAUGACCUUUCAGGAUGUCGUCAAGUGAUGCUUUCAGUUGUAACACAUGAUUUGGUGCUGUCCCUGCUGCUCUAAGUAGAACUAUAGAUUAAUAUGGGCUGGUGUUCCUGUGCGCUGUGGGUGUGGUGAUUCAGCCUGGCAUUUCUACCAUAAGUUUUUGGUCUACUGAUUUGCUGCCCUCUCUUCUCUUACUUUAUCAAUACCUGGCAAACUGACCAGAAUUACCUUCCUCAUGGCAAAGGGGGAUUAUGGUGAAUUGUUUUUCUUAUAGUCUGUUUCAUGAAGCACAAGUGGAAUUCAAUACAUAAAAGAGAAAAAUAUCUUAGUUUGCUACCAGCAUCCAGCAUGAAGUUUUAAAGUGGGGAUUAGGCACGUGACAGUAUAGCACCCAUUUGAAUUUAAGUAAAAGUGAACCAUAUUUAUCUGGUUAUAUAAAACUAAAAAUGGGGGUGUUUAUAUAGUUUAUAUAAAACUAAAAACUAAGAAUGAUGUAACCUUUUGUCUGUGUUAUCUGAACAGUCUACUUCCUUUGCAGCCUUAGUCACACAACUGAGUCAUCUCAAGUACUCUUUAAGGACACACAGCCCAGGCUGUUCUGAGUCAGAAUAGGCCCCUACAGGUAUAUAUUAAAACUCUUCGUAAUUCUAAUGUGUACUGCUGGUAUAGUUGAACUACUGACCUGGAUCUUAGUCCUAGCCUUUUUGCUUUUGCAAUUUCAGUAUCUUCAUCUCUAAACUAGGGAAACACUGGGAUUCUUUCUUAGCUGUGGGGGAAGGUAUUUGGUUAGAUGACUUUGAAUGAAUAGACUGCUAUGCUGAAAGAGCUUUAUCACACUGUCUCAAAGUAUGUAAAGAUACAUAGGUGGAUGCUCUUACCGCAGCAGUCGUAUGAAUACAUUUUUAGCCAUUUACCUAAGGAAAAAGACAGUUUUUCUAGGUACCAUGAAGGAAGAUUGACCCUGUUGGUAUGCCUGUGGGGGUGGGAUGUGAGUGGGACUGAUAAACUGAUAUUUUUGGUUCGUAUGUACAUACUGGAAGAAUCUUUUCAUAAUAAAUGAGACUAUACAACAAUA